GUCCAGCGCUGUGUGCGCAAGUGGACCACCGAUUUAGGAAUUCUGGCUACAGAGAAGGCCUUAGGCUUUGAGGAUAUCUCGCUCGAGUCCUCGGCUACUAGCGUGAGCUCUGGCGCUGGGAAUGACGCUGCAAGUCUUUUGUCGAACGGAGAGAUCAAAGCGAAAGAAGAAUGAACAUGUAAAAAGUGGUGCAGCAGGAAGAGCACUUGUAAGAACACACCGACACUACAUGCUUCUGCACAUCAUCGAAGAUUUUUUUCAAGAAAGCAGGAAUCUUCUCUCCCCGCGGUUGUAGUUAGUCUAUCAGUAGUUCCAGUACAUAGCCGAGCACACAGCAACAUACUUCUGCUCAGUCUCUGUCAUAGAAUGCGUCUACAUGCAUCACGACCAGUCCAAGACGUAGAUUUCCCUAUUUAUUGCACUGUUUCCUCUUCCACACAGU
Amoebophrya sp. A25 is the source of this 442-nucleotide messenger RNA. NCBI's taxonomy places the organism in Eukaryota, Dinophyceae, Syndiniales, Amoebophryaceae. The record is from the annotation of a GenBank genome assembly.